This is a messenger RNA of Ruditapes philippinarum (Manila clam), 4583 nucleotides long. Its product is annotated as signal recognition particle receptor subunit alpha-like. The record is from RefSeq and is a predicted model, not a curated record. NCBI's taxonomy places the organism in Eukaryota, Metazoa, Mollusca, Bivalvia, Venerida, Veneridae. The transcript is spliced from 14 exons. Gene Ontology annotation, biological process: SRP-dependent cotranslational protein targeting to membrane. Gene Ontology annotation, molecular function: signal recognition particle binding; GTPase activity; GTP binding. Bases 63 to 1979 code for a protein of 638 amino acids. Gene Ontology annotation, cellular component: signal recognition particle receptor complex; endoplasmic reticulum membrane.
CACUUCCGGGUAUUUUACAAUUUCCGGGGAUUUCCACGACGAAAAACAGCAAAAUAGUCAAAAUGUUGGAUUUCUUUACUAUUUUCAGUAAAGGCGGCAUUGUUCUUUGGUAUUUUCAAGGAACGUCGCAGAUAUUCACACAGUCGGUUAAUUCUCUUAUCAAAUCUGUGAUUUUGCAGGAAAGAACUGGUAGCAAUCAGUUCACACAUGAAGCACUCACUCUGAAAUACAAACUGGAUAAUGAGUUUGAGCUGAUUUAUGUUGUUGCUUAUCAGAAGAUACUGCAGUUAUCGUAUGUAGAUAAAUUUCUUGAUGCCAUUCAACUUGAGUUUAGAAACAAGUACAAAGAUGAUUUACAGAAUUCUGCCCUGUCCAGUAACUUUGAUUUUAGACAAGAUUUUGACCGAAUUUUGUUUGAAGUUGAACAUGCAGCCAAAAAGCAAAUACAGAAGGGAAAAGUGAUGAAGAGUUUUGAAGAGUCCGAGAAAAGCAAGAAGUCUGUGAAAUCUAUGAUAGAAAACAAGAAGGAAGAACCACCAAAGAAAUCUGGCAAGGGAAAAGAGAACAAACCAGUUAAAAAGACCCCAGUUAAAGAACAAGAAGUUAAGAAGACCUCCUCGGUACCUAUGGCAACCAGUAACACAAGUAACGGGGAGCUUGAUGAGGAGACCAUUAGGAAAAACAGAGAAAGGUUGUUUGGUCCUGCAAAGAAAAAGAAGUCUGCUGCAGAUGUGAGUAAAAGCCCGAAAAGUCCGGACAAUAACAAGAAGCGGGUAAAGGUUGGUACCAAAUGGGUCCUGGGUGGUACAUCAGAGGAUGCUAAAGAACUUGACUAUACCGACGGCACAGCUGACAACCUCGAUGUGAACGGUGUUGGCGUGUCCCUCAAGGAUGAAGAGCUUGACUAUGUUGGUAGAAUGAAAGGAGAGUUGAGGGAUGUUGAAACAGAGUCAGAGAGUGAAGAAGAGGAGGAAGAAGAAACUGUCACACAGAAAACUUCUAGUAAGAAGAGCAGUGGAGGAAUGUUCAGUAUGUUUAAAAAUCUUGUUGGCUCAAAAAUGUUGACAGAGGAAGAUGUUGCCCCUGUCCUGGACAAGUUUAGGGAACAUCUUGUGUCUAAGAAUGUUGCUGCCGAUAUUGCCCUCAAGCUUUGUGAAUCUGUCUCAGCUAAAUUGGAGGGAAAAGUUCUCGGAACAUUUAGCAGUAUCAACAGUACUGUGAAAACAGCUCUAACCGAGUCACUGGUACAAAUCUUGUCUCCAAGACGUCGUGUUGACAUCCUCCGUGACGCAAUGGACUCUAAACAGAAAAAACAACCCUACUGUAUUACAUUCUGUGGGGUGAAUGGUGUCGGAAAAAGCACAAAUCUUGCCAAGAUUUGUUUUUGGCUGAUAGAGAAUGGAUUUCGUGUUCUGAUAGCAGCAUGUGACACGUUUAGGGCGGGAGCUGUUGAGCAGCUUCGUACCCACACACGUAAACUGAACGCGCUACAUCCGGCCGAGAGACAUGGUGGGCAACAGAUGGUACAGUUGUACGAGAAAGGUUAUGGUAAAGAUGCUGCUGGGAUUGCAAUGGAAGCAAUAAAUUUUGCUCGAGAUUGCCAUAUUGAUAUUGUCCUUGUUGAUACCGCUGGACGGAUGCAGGACAAUGAACCUCUUAUGAGAGCACUUGCUAAGUUAAUCAAAGUGAAUCAGCCAGAUUUGGUGCUGUUUGUUGGCGAGGCCCUGGUAGGUAACGAGGCCGUUGAUCAGCUGACAAAGUUUAACCAGGCUCUCGCUGAUCACUCCAACAUGACCAAUCCAAGACUGAUAGAUGGCAUUAUACUGACCAAGUUUGACACUAUUGAUGAUAAGGUUGGAGCUGCUAUCUCCAUGACUUAUACCACAGGUCAACCAAUUGUAUUUGUUGGUACGGGACAGACGUACACAGAUUUGAGAAACCUCAACGCUAAAGCUGUUGUUCAUGCCCUUCUCAAGUAACAUUUCUACCUCCAUUGUAGAGAGUAGAUAAAAAGGGGAGAGUACUUAUCUCUCUGUGAGAAUUGGUAUACCUGUGACAUGACAUUUGUUUGACUUGCAGUAACUUUUAUCUUUCAAAUAUAUUCAAGCUUUCCAGGAAGCGUGCGUCUGCUCUUGUCGGCUGUUAAUGUCCUUUUGACACAAUUUGUAACCUGAAAAAGAGCAAAUGAGAGUAUUAAUAAAUUGACAGUUUUCUAAAAUAGAUAAAUCUUUUGAAGUAUCAAAUUCAUCUGCUUCAAUGAAAGUGCUUAUUAUUUAGUGUGUCCAUAAUUUCUGACUCUGGAAUAUAAAUUGUCAUUUCUGAAAAUGCUAUGUGAAUCUUUUAAUGGUUUGGUCAGUUGGAUUUUAAAGUCUAAAUUCCACUAGUCAUUUAAAAUGUGUAUUUUAUCUUUUUGCUACCUUGACUCGUGGGGAGGGGUGGGGAGGGGGACGUGCGAAUAAGUCUAGAAUUGGUAUUGUUUUCAUGCUUUAUUAUAUAAACUGUGCAAUCAUGUUACAUACAGUGUAUAUUUAUUCAGAUAUUGAUAUUUCUAAAGUUCAUUAACUUUUAUAUUUGAGAUUUUUGUUGAUACGUUUCCUAAAAAAAAAUUUAGGCCUAUCAGUGUUCUGGUUAUUACUUUUAAGAAAAGGUGUUUUUUUUUCCUUUUGAGUAAAUGGUUCAGGGUCAACAUGUGAUUUUUAAGAUUACUUUUAUUGUUUCAUUGUGCUUAUCUUGAAAUAAAAUAUUGUCAUGGCGAUAUAUUUGUCAUUAAAGUAUCAUACAUGUAUCAUUUCUUUUACGAGGUUCAUCAUGUCUUAUAUUAAAAGAGAUACUAACUCUUGCCACACUAAAGAUCUUAAAUAGACUUGUCCAUCUUUCCAUUUAUCAUUUUUAGGGGAGAAUUUCAAAAUGUAUACUGAUUGAAUAAGGAAUAAUGUAGACUAUGAUCAGACUGCAUGUCUGUGCCCUUUGAUCUUGGUCUGCACUAAUUGUAUGGUUAGAAUUUGUUUUCAACAGCUGGCUAAAGGCUAUAAGCUUGUUAUUUGUUAGCAGAAAAAAACACAAGGUAAUUGUUUCUAUAAAUCAAGAAAAUUGUCUUUUUUGUCAAACAUUUACUUUCUUGCUGAACUUGCAGUAUUUACAGCUUUAACAUUUAACCUUAAUUAAGAACUCCUUAGGUAAAAGUAGUGUUUUAGGCAAUAGUAGUGAUAUUGACUCACCUAUGCCACCACUAUAUUAGUGCAGGCUACUCUAUUCUUGUGGCAGCUCAAUUUUAUUAUUAAUAUUGGGAUAGUUAAAUCCUUGAAGUAACUUGGAAAGUUCCAAACUUAAUUUUGGAUUAAUCCAUUUCAAAUGUUUAGCGAUUUUGUACUCAAAGAGAUGAUUAUUACAUAAAAGUGUGAAGCAGAAAACCAGUAAAACUUUCAAAAUGAUUAAAGGUGUAAUUUUGCAAUUACCUUCUUUUAGAUCAUAAACUGUGUUUAAGUACUAUAUAGACUUGGUAGAAUGUUAAUCAUUUAUUUUGCUUGUAAAUAUCUGAAAUCUCAUUAUUUAUUGUAAAUUCUAUGUUAAUAUGUUGAUUUUAAAUGUUAUAUUUUAUGCUUUUUUUCCAUAAAUGAUGUAUGAUCAUAGUAGUUACAUUAUGUUAUCAGAUCAGAUAUAUGUUACAGGCUUUUCCUGCAUAAAACAGGGCCAGUUAUUAAUAUAAACACUUCUAGUGACGACAAUGUUAAUGAUGUGCCUUUCGUCGGCAUUCACAUUGAUGCCAACUUACUUGACUUUAAUACUGUCCUUUGCUCAUUCUUUUACUACUUUCAAAGUUUCAUAAUAAAAAUCCCUCUAUGGUUAAUAGGGCAUUCCCCAAAUUCACUAAAGGUGGAGUCCAUUUAAUAAAUUUAGGGGUUGAAGGUUAAUGUAUGACCUCAUUGGGCUAUUAUUCUCAUUGAGACAGUCACUUAACAUUUUGAGUAGUUGUGUACACUUGAAAUGAUAAAAAGGCCUAUGUCACUGGUGUACAAUCUGGUGAGCCUCACCCACUAAUUUUUGCAAUCUUACCAGAUCUUUUAUUGUUGGCUGUUUCAUUUAUUUAUUAUUGUAAUAGUAUGAUAUUGACAUACCUGAAGCUACUAAUGGACCGUUCUGAAUUCAAGUCCGGGCACAUUUUGCAGUGAUUCUGUUUAUUGCUCAGUAUAUCGUGUUAUGUUUUCACAUUAAAAUACCUGAAAUUUUAAUGGACUGUUCCAAAGUCAAAGUAGUGUGGACAAGUUGAUUACACAAAUUCUGUUUUAAGGGUUUUAAUUGUUGUAUAGGUUUAAUCCACAUUUUUUCACAUCUGUGCUGUAUAUUGAUAUAUAUCUAUAUUGUCUAAACUAUGGAAGGUCACAUUUGUAAUAUUUUAACAGAGACUUUUGUAACAUAAAGCUUCUUGACUUUAUUAUUGAUUGUAUGGAAGUUCACAUUUAUAAUACUUUAUUAUUAUUGAUUGUAUGUAUAAGAUGAAGAUGUUUUUCAUGUCACAGGUUGUUAUUUAAAUGCCAAGAGGUUCUGGAGAUUUUAAUGUUUAAAUAAAUCAUAUUUUAUACAUA